AUGAUCAGCGAGGCCCGCGCCCGAAUUGCGCGUUUCGAUCCAGAACUGAUCGUGUUGUUGGGGCCCGACCAUUACAACGGCUUUUUCUACGACGUUAUGCCGGCGUUUUGUAUAGGCGUAGCCGCCCAUUCAAUUGGUGAUUUUGGUACGCCUGCCGGACCGCUGGACGUCCCCAAAGCUUUAGCCGAGAACUGCGCUGGUGCGUUGCUCGAUGCCGGUAUCGACAUCGCAGUGUCUUACCGCAUGCAGGUUGACCACGCGUUCGCCCAACCCCUGGAGUCGCUGCUGGGCGGGUUGCAAGCCUGCCCGGUCAUUCCAGUUUUCAUUAACUCAGUUGCAGUCCCCCUGCCCCGCUUUAAGCGUGCCCGCUUGCUUGGCGAAGCCCUCGGACAGUGGGCACGUACUCUGAAUAAACGGGUGCUGUUUCUUGCCUCCGGCGGUUUGUCUCACCAACCGCCAGUGCCCGAGUUGGCCCAUGUGGACGCGACCAUGGCCGACUACUUGAUGGGCAGUGGCCGAAAUCUGUCGGCUGAUGAGCGUGAUGCACGCCAGAAACGCGUCAUUCAGGCCGCCCACCAUUUCAUUGAAGACCAGAACUGUCUGCACCCCCUCAAUCCGACGUGGGAUCAGCAGUUUCUUGACACCCUGGAGCAAGGGUGCCUGAGCAAUCUCGAUGCCCUGGGCAACGAUGAGCUGUCGGCCCUGGCCGGCAAGUCCACUCACGAGGUCAAGACGUGGGUCUGCGCCUUCGCCGCGCUAUCAGCCUUCGGUCCCUACGAGUGCGAGGGGCGCUACUACCGCCCUAUUCCUGAAUGGAUUGCCGGUUUCGCCGGUCUUGGCGCCCACCCCGUGAACAGUCACUUC
Molecule: messenger RNA, 864 nt
Organism: Mesorhabditis spiculigera
Lineage: Eukaryota; Metazoa; Nematoda; Chromadorea; Rhabditida; Rhabditidae
Source: the annotation of a GenBank genome assembly